GGGUCCAUUCAUGCCCGCCUCAUCAUAGUGCCGCGCGCCUCGACCUCUCCACACCUCACCGUUUGAAUCCAGAGCCGCUGGAGUCGGGACGUAUUUCUGUUACUGUGUCUGGACUGUAAAACACGGAAUUUAAAAAAAAGGUCCACACUGCGGGGAGCAAGUUGUUACAAUAGUGUUAUCCAGCUUAUAUCGCAAGUGACACAAAAUCUGCGUUCAGACUCUACAGCAGAGCGCUCCGCGAACACCUGGACACAUCUGUCAGAGCGCUGGUCCGCGCUUAGGGGCACGCACCUUUUCACAGUUGUUAAGGGCUUUUCUGGCGGAUUCAGGGACAUCUGGAGCCCUAAAAUUCAAACAGGCAUCACCAGAGGCGGGGUGGGGGGACACGUCGAGCAUUGGACAGGACAAGUAGGAUGGCUGCAGGCAACUUCUUGAGGACACAUUAUUGACACUUUUUUUUUUCUAUUUCCUAAUUAAAACCAGCAAUUUUUCAGCCAUGACGAAUCUAACUCACGACAAGUGCCACACCCAACCGCACAACAACUCCAACGAGAGCCCAGUGAUCAGCGCCAUAAUGUUCGCCUUUGGCAUCCUUGGCAACGUGGCUGCCUUGGUGAUCCUGGAAAUCCGGCGGCGUAGAGACACAAGGACCGGGGAUAUGGGGCGGCGUUCGUUGUUUCAGGUCCUCAUCACGUCGCUGGUGGUCACGGACCUGGCAGGCACCUGUCUGAUCAGUCCGUUGGUGCAGAUAUCGUACGCGACUAACACCAGCUUGGUGGGGAUGUCUGACAAUCACAGUGUGUGUAGUUACUUUGGCGUCAGCAUGACCUUCUUCAGCCUGGCCACCAUGUCGCUGCUCUUGACCAUGGCCCUAGAGAGAGGCUUCGCCAUCGGCCACCCCUACCUGUACAGCCGACACGUCACCAAGAAAUGUGCCUACAUCACAAUCCCGCUGGUGUUUUUGUUAUGUACGCUAUUCUGUCUUCUCCCUUCUGCGGGAUUUGGUACGUAUGUACAAUACUGCCCCGGCACAUGGUGCUUCAUUGACAUGAACCCAAAGGGAAAGGAGGACCGGGCCUACGCCAACCUGUACGCCUCUGUCAUGCUGGUGCUGGUGCUGGCGAUCGUGGCGUGCAACGGCUUUGUGGUGUACCAGCUGUACAAGAUGUACCAACGUAGGAGGAGGAACGGUGGCUCAGUCAUGGGGCCCGCCAGAUCCAACAGCGAACGAAGGCAUAUGUCCAUGGCUGAGGAGGUGGAACAUCUUAUCCUGCUGGUCUUCAUGACCAUCAUCUUCAUCAUCUGCACGAUGCCCCUGGUGAUCCGGGUCUACAUCAACUCUAUAUGGGAAGAAAAAGAGUCUCACCAUCUGGACCUGAUUGCCCUCCGCUUUAUCUCUAUCAACUCCAUCAUCGACCCCUGGGUCUUCAUUCUCCUCUCCCCCAGCGUGUUGCACUUUUGCUGGGGCUCCAUCUGCCGGGCCUCCCUGGGGAUCCGGAGGGGUUCAAUUUUUAUGUCAUCGGUGGCCAAAGACAGUACUCCGGCUAACCUCGAACUGUCUCGCCCAACGCUGGAGUACAUCGAGCAAUUUCACUCUGUGGAAACUCUAUGACCAAAACAGUAUUUUGUUCUUUGAUAUUUAUAUUUAUUGGACACAGGAUUGGAUCACGUGUUAGUGAUCAUGUGAGUGGAGCGGUUUUGUGAGAACAUCUCUGCCGUGGGUGGAGUUUCUUAUCUAUUUCAUGGGUGUUUCCACUAGAUAAUGGCCCUUUCUGUUGUCUGUCUACUCAUAAACAUACCAGUUCUGUCAGCUGAUGGCCGCCACUCACCAUUUGCAGGAAGUUUCCCUCCACUUCUAGCUUUUGAGCGAAUGCAUGCUAAAUGCAUAAUGACUUCUUUUGAGCUAUAUAUUUUAAAUGUAAAAACUCAACAUUUUGCCUCCUUCGCUGCUUAUAUUUUAUGCCAAUUAAUCGAUUAAAUAAAAAAAGGCUGCUGAUGGGAGCUGGUAAAAGAAAGAAAGAGACUUCAUUCAGGUUCUGUGAUGGUCUGGAACAAAGGACAUGAGACAUACUGAAGACAUUCAUCUAUCAAAGUGUCUAAAAUGGGAUUAGCUUUCGAUUCAGCACAAACAGUGAAGGAAGAGGUGCUUGUACAGCCUUCUCUGAUUCUGCUUUCCAAACAGUUGUUUCUGGGCCUGGAAACGGUGAGAUGUCACAUACAUGCAUGAAUUACAUGGCGUAUACAUGUAUUUGUAUAGAGCACAGUCAAAGAAAAUCCUGCAUGGAGCCCAUAUCAGGUUAAGAAAUGAAGAUAAACUGAAUGGUGCGCCUACUAAAAGUAAGCACAUUCAGAUUCAAAUGGGUUCAUGUAAGAAGGUAGUGUGGUGGGGUACAUACAGUACAUGUUAAAGGUCUCAGACUGCCAGAGGAUGCGUUGCCACAUGAAAGCAGCAAAGUGAUGCAUUUUAGAACGAGGUCACUGUAGCAUACCUAGAUAUAAUCUAGACAGCAGACAUGUUUAUACAAUGUAAAUGAGGCCUCAAGUGUUUGAUAUUUGCAGCUUUUGAACACAAUUAUAGGCCAUCAUCUUGAGAAUAUUAUCACCUCUGAGCUUCCUAACCCCUGACCUUAACCUCUGGUCCGCUUUGGUAGCCUUUCACCCUCACACUCCUACCAGAUUCCUGCUGGAAAAGGUCAAAGGGCAACAGGCCUAGAGAGACUUUCUGGUGUACAAGCUUAGUCACAACUUUACUUAGGGAGUGGCAUGAUAAACACAAACAAAAGGUUAUGUUGAUUGUAGUGACAAUAUUCCAUUUAUACUGACACAUACAGUAUCCUGCAUAUAAUAUUAUAUAAUAAUAUUUUAUAAAACGUUCUUUAUAUGAGACUGCAGUUACCUUCUGACUUGAAAACGUGCGCUUCUUAUAUAAAUAACAGCAGAGAGCAAAUAUUCUUGCAGAAUCUGGUUUAUGAAAUACUAAAUGAAUGAUAGCAUACAAUUGUUGUUGUAUGGUACAUGGACGAUACAAACAAAAAUGGCGACCCACGCAUAAAAACAUUGUCAAAAGCUCCACAGGGUACCUUUAACUGUUUGGUUGUAUUGGAAUUAUUAGAAAACAUUUUGUGGAAAAUCCUGUUAAAAAUAAAAGUCUUAAUUAUUUAAUAGGAUAAUAAUCUAAAUUUCCAAAAUGUAAUAUUAUUUAUACAAUAAACAAUCUAAAAUGUAUUGAGCCUGUAGGUUGUUGACAUUAAUUGUCUGUCAGCCUUAAAAAGUACCACGUUUUGUUUUCAAUUUGUGCCAUAAAUCAGUUCUCAGUUAGUACACGAGUCAUUUUGGGACAGAACUCUUAGCAACUUUAAGAUGUUUGCUCUGUAACUUGCAUUAUUUUCUCCUGCCAGGUACACUUUGUUCUGUCGCAUUGCCUGAAGUGCCAUUUGAACUGUAUUAGUUUUACUUGGGAACAUCUUUAAAAUGUUAUUCUUAUUCAACGUGUGUCUUUCCAGAGGACCACCAUUCAUAAGGGACAGAGGACGUCCACUUAAUUACUCAUAGACCAGAUGGAAAACGUCAUGAUUACAGUCUCUGAUGAGAUCCUCAUGCUGUUGAAACAAGUUCAACUGCCAACUAAAGCAAACCCUGAAGAUGCAGGUUUGCUUUACAGGUCAACUAAAAAAAAAGUCUCCCUCUGCCAUAGACUCCAUUAGUCAGUCUGCAGUUAGCCUAUACAGUUAAUGUGUUAUGAGAUCUGCUGCCCAACAAUGUCAGUUCUAACUGGUGUGCCGAUGAAGUCCGAUGCCCUUUCGAGUUUCCUGGAAAAACCAGGGCAGUUUUUCCCACUUCGUUUUUUUUUUAUUUGCAUACUGGUAAAAGUUACACAUAAUUGGAUUCAUACUGGGUUACAUUAUACGACCCCGUGGGGAAUCGCAACUAUUACAGCAUCCCUUCCUUUAAAAUUAAUCACAUUUACACAGGGUUCCAGUUCCUGGCAAGAAAAUAAGCUACUACAGAUUUUUGUGGGGUCUCCGGGUAAUUAAUCUCUCGAAAUAGGAAAACACUGUGCAGUCACUCGGGUUAUCCAACAGCAGGAGAGAAGAUUUCGGUCCUUGAAUGUGUAAAAUGUGUGGAAACAAAACUACAAGUUCUCAAUUAUGUGUCAUUUUAGAGGAUACCAGAAAAUGUAAACUUUUGUGUGAGUGUGUGAGUGAGUGAGUGAGAGAGAGAGAGAGAGUGUGACAGAGCACUGACAUUGUUGUAUCUAUUGUGUUGUGAGAACUGCAGUUUAUUGCCUCUGCUGGUCUGUUGUUGGUUCUGAGCUUGGCAUAAAAACGUUCAGUGUUUACGACACUGACUUACUGCUUCCUGUGGAUGUUGUGUGAGUUUUGCUUUUCUGUAUGUGUGUGUGUACGUGCCAGUGUCUUUCUCUGUUGCGUUUUUGUGAGAGUGCGUAUGUAUUAUUGCAUAUUGCAAAUAUGCAAGGCUUACAUGCUUGUGUCCAUGUGCCUACAAUUGGUUCAAGCUUGUGUGUGUGCAUGUGUGUGGGAGUGACAGCACUGAAAUGUAAUGAUGUCGAACAAGAAUGCUACCUACUUGGAUGUCUUGUACUCUGUAAUUAUAAAGUACUGUAGAUGAAACUGAAUGCACUGAGCACACAAGUGUGUAUGUGUGUGUUUUAUGUCUUGUGUAAAUAAACAUCUCAUCCACUACA
Molecule: messenger RNA, 4705 nt
Organism: Dicentrarchus labrax (European seabass)
Lineage: Eukaryota; Metazoa; Chordata; Actinopteri; Moronidae
Gene: ptger2a
Product: prostaglandin E receptor 2a (subtype EP2)
Exons: 4
Coding region: 497-1612 (371 amino acids)
Biological process (GO): adenylate cyclase-activating G protein-coupled receptor signaling pathway; cellular response to prostaglandin E stimulus; inflammatory response
Cellular component (GO): plasma membrane
Molecular function (GO): prostaglandin E receptor activity
Source: RefSeq, a predicted model, not a curated record